CAGAGUUAUUGAAGUCCCCGUAAGAGAAGCAUCAGGACAACUAAAGGUGGUUCAGGAAAAAGUGAAUGACCCUUGGCAUCUUCUCCUUCUGUGUCCAUCCUUGAGCACAGAUGAGUGUUGUGCGUGAAGGAGAUUUAAGUGGAAAAGUCGAUGCACAGAGACAGUCCCACUCUCUGGGCAUUGGAAGCCUGGGUCCAGUGGCACGAAAAGUCAUUACACCUGGAGACUUCCUCAGCUGCAUUGGAUGGCCAUGUUGUCCUUUGUGCUCCAACACGCCCUAAACACUCCACAGUGCUUUGCUGCAUCACCAUCUCAGUCAUUGAACCUUUGUAUUGGUUUCUUCCAUCUGUUCGGCCAAAGCAGUCUUCACAUGCUGGGUGAGCAAAGCCCUGGUUCACCGGGGGUGGAGGACGACCUGAUGCUAUCCUCACAAGGUUUAGCCGGCCUAUCGAAGCCAUUGCCUGGGGUGUGGCCACCGCCACAUGCUAUCAGCUACUAGGAGCCACAAGUGAGAGCAGGGUGUCAGGAGGGAGACGUUGUGAUUGGAGUUGGUGGGCACACGGGGAGUUACCAACAGCAGUUGUGAGUCUCUGCAGAAGCUGCAGGCAAAGGGAGGUCGGUAAUACUUCAGGUGCCAUUCUCCUCUGCAAUCAAGAGAAGAACCUGGAUAUCGGCUUUGAAAAUUCUUCAGAGCGCUCUCGGAAGAAAGGAACGAAUCUCCUCUUUUGAGGUUGGGAAAGGCAGUGACGCGGUUCCACCCAUAGAAGCUGCGGGUGACUGGAGCAUAAGUUGUCUCCACCUCACCACUCUUCCUCAGCCUUCAACUAGGGAUCGCCUUCCGAGGCAAAGCGCGGUUCCUAUUCAGGAGCUACCGGAAUGAAUAGGCUCGAACCAAACUUCUUUGGGCCCUGGAGGACAGCCCGGACCUCUUAAAUACACCAACUUUAUUAUGGAUACCACCUACUUUACCUCCUCCGCUAACGGAGAGAACACUACCCUGCAGGCAAUGGCCAGCAACCACAGUUUGGGAGAGCUCAGCUGGGAGGAGCUGGAAAAACUACUCUUCUUUUUCGCCAAAGAGCCGGUGGCCAUCAGCCUCACAGCACUCUACCUGCUCUCCUUUUCCGUGGGGCUAGCUGGCAACACCGCGUCCCUGUGGGUGCUGUUGGCAGGGGAGAGGCGCAGGGCAGGACGCUCCGGGACAGCUCGGGAAGGCCCCAGUCCCACUCGCCGCCUGUUGGCCAACCUGGCGGUGUGUGACCUCUUGGUGGUGUGCAUCUGCAUGCCCUUGACGGUGGGCAAUGUGCUCUACAAGGCCUGGGUUUUCGGGGACUUCCUGUGUCGUGCCGCGCCUUUCGUGCAAGCGCUAACUGUGGCCGCGAGUGCCCUGAGCCUCACAGCCAUCAGUCUGCACAGAUACUAUGGCGUCCGGCGGCCUCUGCGAGCCCGGGCUUCCUGUACCCGCGGUCGUGCACUCGCCACCAUCCUCUCUGUCUGGGCAGUGUCGGCUGCUAUCUGUCUGCCUUUGGCUUUUGCCAACCGGAGAGAUGAAAUCGAGUUGGUGGAGGGGCUGCCGCUGGCCUUCCCCAUUUGCCGUGAGGUGUGGCCUGGGGCACGUCUGAAGCAAGCCUAUAGUUGUCUUCUCUUCGGAUUGCUCUACUGCUUGCCGGUGUUGUUCAACCUGGCCUUGGGCUGGCUGACAGUGAAGAGACUCCAGGAUCCACCAGGACCCUGGGCUCGAGGAUCCCAGGAGGGUGAAGGGCCCUGGCCAAUGCUGCCAGCCCUCCCUGCUUCCAGGCUGAAGGUGAGGCAGCGUGUGGCUCACAUGGUAAUGGCUCUGGUCGCCUUGUUUGCUGUCACCUGGCUGCCAAUCUACCUGUUGGAUAUCUGGAUCGACUUCCAUACACCGGACUGGUCCCACGGGAAGCCUACCACAGCCUGGGUUCUGCAGCUGAGGCCUUUUGCCCAGUGGCUGGGCCUCACCAACUCCAGCCUCAACCCACUCUGUUAUUGCUUCGUGGGCAGCCUGGCCCGCACCGCCCGCCAGGUGAGACGCCGCUAUCGCCAGAGGCUCAGCUCCCUGUUCAGACCCUCCAUCACUGAGGGAACUCCCUUGAGGGAAGGGGGCACUGAGACGGAAGGCAGAGAUGAGGGGGUUUCUGUGCAGGAGGCUUCUAGCAAAAGCAAGGAGAAAGUUCCCUUUGGCCAUUUCCCACCUCUGAGCAAGCCCUUGGACUAGAGGACCCAGUGAAGCUCCAGACCUCGGAGAGUUCUCUGCAGGGAAAGGAACUGGAGGAGAGAUGCUCUCAAAGUCGUGGAAUCUCCAUGACCUCCUAUUUGUCUACUGCUUUCUCUCCUUCGGCCAUUCUUUCCCUCUGGUAAAUUUAGUCUGUGUCUAGGUUCAUACUUGUCUUCUCCUUAACUAGCCAGAGCUUCAAGGGAGUGUGGCAUGUGGUUGAAGGUGAGGCUUGAUGGGUCCUGGGAUUGAGAAAGCAUGGGAGACACCUGUAGAAUAUUUCUACUUUGUAUAAAGUGGGGCUUUUUCCCAUCCUCUCCAUGUUGGCCCCACCUCUAGCUUGGUUGGGACCUCUGAUACCAAGACAUUCAGACAGUUUGAAAAGGGAAAGUGGGACACUGGGUUUGACAGAUGCUUCAUGGGUUCUCUCUCUUGUAGAAGACGGUUCUGAAGUCCUAGUCUGCCUCUAGAGGGUUUGGGAAACCUGGAAGGGAGUAAAUGACCCCUCUAAUCCGCCCACCAAACUAUUUGGAGCCCUAAUAAGAUCCUAGAACAAUGGUGCAGUCAUUAAUAAAAGAUCCUUUGUGACUCUUCUCUGCUCAAGUACUGAACUUAUGGGGAGAAAGGCUGAUAACCCUCCAGAGCAGCACAGGAGUGAUCACUUCUCUGCUCCAGGAAUUGGGGUGGGGGAUGUUGGUAGGAGGGUACAGUGAAAGAAGCCUUGGUCUCAAAUUCAGAAGAAAAGGUGUCAAGCCCCCACACAUCCAUUUACUAGCUUGUGACUAUCAACAAAUCACUUCCCUGAUCUCAGUUUUCACAUUUGUAAAAACUGGAAUGCCUACCCCAUAGAUUAUUGGAGGGAGAAUGCAUUGUAAAACCUUAAAGCUCUACAGAACAUAAGUUACUAUUAUGAAGAGCAAAAUCCAAGGGACUAGUAGUUCCUUAUAAACUCUUUGAGAGGGGCAAAUU
Messenger RNA from Monodelphis domestica (gray short-tailed opossum), 3205 nucleotides. RefSeq names its product neuropeptide FF receptor 1-like. The record is from RefSeq and is a predicted model, not a curated record. Gene Ontology annotation, cellular component: plasma membrane. NCBI's taxonomy places the organism in Eukaryota, Metazoa, Chordata, Mammalia, Didelphimorphia, Didelphidae. Gene Ontology annotation, molecular function: G protein-coupled receptor activity; peptide binding. Gene Ontology annotation, biological process: neuropeptide signaling pathway; cellular response to hormone stimulus.